GUCAGUCUCUCAUUGACUUUCUUUCUCUCAUUGGAGUUACUCUCACAUAAAGAGCACUCUUUAACUUUCACUCCUUCGCCUGACCAACACAUCUCCCCAUUCCAGUCAUUUUGUGAAAGACUGAAAAAAAAAGAACAACAGAAUAAGAGGACAGCAAGAGAAGAAGAAGAAGAAGAAUAGGAAGACGAAUGGAACUGGAAUACCCCCAGUUCCACUUCCCAGGAGGAGAGAGGGAACUCGAGCGACAGCACUGCUGGGAUUGUGGAGGAGAGGAUGACAGACUCGUGAGGAUAAACGGGGAGAGGAGUGGUGAGGGGAAUGAGGAAGACUGCGGCAGAGAGAGGGAGGAAGAGGAGGCGCUCAAGUGUUUUCGGCGUUACGAGAGGGAGGUGAGCGGAGAGGGGAAUCUAUGGCACAACGGAGAGAAGGAGGAAUGUGAAACCGAAGAAAGGGGGGAUAGAGAGGGAGUGGGCAGAGGAGAGGAAGGAGGAGGAGGCGGCGUGAGUCGGGAGGAGAAUGGAAUCAGAAGCCGAGAAUCGGAAGCCGAGAUGUGCAGAGGAGAAGAGGUGAAGACGGGGAAGGAGAGAGAGGACGGGAGAGGAGGUGACACGAGAAGGGGCGACGAGGAGGAGGAAGAGGAGGUGUAUUCCGGCUUUGAGGAGAAACGAGGUGCCACGGGUGGAGGAGAACAGAUCGAGGAGCAAGAGGAGAAUGGAGAGAGAGAGGAAGAGGAACAAGGAGAGAGAGAGGAAGAGGAACAAGGAGAGAGGGAUGAAGAGGAAGGCAACUGGAAGAAGAAUGGCGAAUGCUCUACCGUCGAGGAGAAAAAAAACAGCUGCACAGAUGAAGUAGAAGAGGAGGAGGUAGAGAGGGAGAUAAAGAGAGAGGGAGAUGGGAGAAAAGAGGAGAGACGAGACAAACAGCAGGACAACAUCAAUGGAAGAGAAGAGCAUGAUGUGCAGGAUAAAGAGAGGGAUGAAGAGAAAGAGGUGGAGGAGGAAGAUGAAGAAAGGCAGGUAGAAGGGGAGAAAUAUGAGGAAGAGGAUGAUGGAAGAAGGGAUGAAGAGGAGUGUAAUGAGAAUGAGGAAGAGUUUGAGGAGGAGGAUGAGGAUGGUGCGUGUGUAGCAGAAGUGAAGGGCGAGUCCGAGUGUCCUGAGUGUCUGAGGAGGCCGGUGCUCUACUGUGUGGAUGAGCAGCUGCCUCUCUGCUGGGCCUGUGGCCUGUCAGAACCGCACGAUGGACACACAGUGUGUGCCCCUGAGGAAGCACUGCAGGACAGCAGGGUGGAGGUGAGCAUCUCCAUGCAGCCUAUCUUUCAAAGUCUGAAGAAUCUCAAAAGAGUGCAAGAAACUUACAGACAUAUGGCCAAGCACCUUCCAAGUCAGUCUGCUCAGACGGAGCGGCAGAUCCAGGACCAGUUUGAGGAGCUGCGUCGCUUCCUUCGGAGAGAGGAGGAGGCGCGGGUCGCCGCGGUGAGGGAGGAGCAGGAGCGGAAGGCCCGUGCGCUCCGAGAGAGGGCCGAGAGGAUGCGGGGGGAGGUGCGCGAGCUCCUUCACGCCCUCCGGGCCUCCCAAAUGGAGAUGGAGAUGGAGGGCGAGGAUAACGGGCUACACUUCCUGCAGAAUUACAAGAAGACAUUAAAGAGAGUAUGGAAAGUCAACCAGAGUCCAGAGAAGAGUUAUGAUUCCCUGAUUGAUGUCCCCAAACACGUGGGUAACCUUAGGUUCAGGGUCUGGGAGAAAAUGAAAGAGAUCUGUCCUUACUCUCCAGUGACCCUUGACCCCAACACUGCUGGCCCCUUCCUGCUCGUCUCUGGUGACCUCACCAGCGUCCGGAACAGCGGCGUUGACAUCGACGCUGACGGUGACAUCCUUGACGCCGACGACAACAACCGUCUCCCGGACAACCCGGAGCGCUUCACCAGCUGCGGCGAGAUGCUGGCCUGCGAGGUCAUUUCCAUUUCCGAGUCAGCACAGCGUCAGCCCCUCCGUGGCCGCAGCCGCAGCCGCAGCCUCGGCUUUGGCGUCGGCCGCGGCUGCCGCCGUCCUGCCGGUGCGGACGCCGCUGACUCUGCCUACACGUCCUGGGUGGUGGACGUGGGCGACAACAGCAACUGGAUGGUGGGCGUGGCCCGCCGCUCCGUCUCCAGGAAGUCGCCGGUGGCCGCGUGCCCCGAGAACGGCCGCUGGGCGCUGUCGCUGCGUCGCUCGUGCUACGAGGCGUCGGAGUCCCCCGCCGCGCCUCUCCCCCUGUCCUUCUGUGGUGAGAGAGGCCGCAGGCUGCAGGGGCCCGCGGACACAGCCCCGGGGCUGCGGAGGGUCAAGGUGCGCGUUAGCCACGGGUCUGGGCGCGUGUGCUUCACCGAUGCCGACCGCCACACGCACCUGUACACGUUUUCCCACACGGCCGCCGGAGAGUCGCUCCAGCCGUACGUCUCCACCGCUUGCCACUGCCGCUACCCGCUCAGGGUGCUGCCGGCGUCCGUCACCGUGACGACGAGCCGCCAAGGGCCAGGAGGAGAGGACGAGGAAGAAGAGGAAGAGGAUGAGUAAGAGGAUGAAAGACCAGCAAAAAAAGACAGAUGACUAUGUCAUACACAUCAGUCAAAAAGCACUUGUGUCUGAUGGCUGAUUCUAUUGUUUCCUUUAAAUCCCUUAUUGAAGCCCCUUUGUGAGGGCUUUUUGUGAUUUGGCUUCAGUUCUAAUUCCUUUUGAAUUAUCUAUAUGUAUGUAUAAUACACUUAAAAGCUUUUGUCUGUUGUGUUUUAACAUUUAAUGAGUUUAGGACUAUGUUGUUUUCCUCCCUAUGUGAAGCAUUCUGUUUACGGGGUAUUGAAAUGAAAUUAAAUAAAUAUUAUUAUUAUUAUUA
Messenger RNA from Alosa alosa (allis shad), 2868 nucleotides. RefSeq names its product E3 ubiquitin-protein ligase TRIM35-like. The transcript is spliced from 6 exons. The record is from RefSeq and is a predicted model, not a curated record. Gene Ontology annotation, molecular function: protein binding; zinc ion binding. NCBI's taxonomy places the organism in Eukaryota, Metazoa, Chordata, Actinopteri, Clupeiformes, Clupeidae. The coding region runs from base 189 to 2552 and encodes 787 amino acids.